AUGCACUCCUUCCACUUCGUCUGCAUCUCCUCCAACGUCCGCCACGGCAGCGUCACCUGCCCCAUCUGCCGCGCGCAGUGGACCCAACUCCCCCGCGACCUCGCCCCGCCCCUCCCCUGCCACCAGCAUGCAGCGGCCGACCCCAUCCUCCGCAUCCUCGACGACUCCAUCGCCACGUUCCGCGUCAACCGCCGCAUCUCCCUGCGUGCCGCCCGCUACGACGACGACGACCCCGUCGAGGCCCCGCGCGGCGCCGCCGCCCUGCCCCGCCUGCGUCUGGAUCUCAUCCCUGCCGGGCUCCCCCCCCCGCUGCCGCACCGCCGUCCGCCGUUCGCUCGGCACAGCGCGGUGGGUUACGGCGCGUGCCUCUCGGCGCGGCUGCUGCACCAGCAGGCCACGGACAUCGUCCUCGUGGCCAGCCCCAACGGUCCCCACCUGAGGCUCCUCAAGCAGGCCAUGGCGCUGGUGGUCUUCUCCCUGCGCGCCGUGGACCGCCUGGCCAUCGUCACCUACUCCUCCGUCGCCACCCGCGCGCUCCCCCUGCGGCGGAUGACCUCCCACGGCAAGCGGACGGCCCUGCAAGUCAUCGACAGGGUCUUCUUCCUCGGGGAGGCGGAUCCCAUCGAAGGGCUUAAGAAGGGGGCCAAGAUUCUCGAGGACAGAACUCACCGGAACCCUCUGUCCUGCAUCCUCCACCUCUCCGACAGCCCCACCAGGGCCUACCUCGGCAGGGAGCUGCAGGUGCCCUUCCCCAUCCACCGGUUCCACAUCGGCUUCGGCUUCGGGGCAUCCAAUGGCUUCGUGAUGCAUGAGUUCGAGGAGUUCCUCUCCAGGCUUCUGGGAGGGGUGAUCAGGGAGACCCAGCUGAGGAUCGGGGAGGAAGGGAGCCUGGUCCGGCUGGGGGAGAUGAGGGGCGGGGAGGAGAGGAUAAUCCCCCUGAACUUAGCCGGAGAUUGUGGGUUGAUCUGUGUUGGGUACAGCUACAUAGAGGGAGGGGUGGAGGAGAGCCUGAGGACAGGUCAGGCGGUCGUCGGAGUUUGCGACAAGGGUCAGUGGAAUGAAGGCGGCGGCGGCGGGAUCGAAGCUGCUGCAAUGGACUUGGGCAUCGGAGGCAGGAACAGCAACGUCGAGAGGUGGGACUACCUCGACCCUUUCAUGGCUAGAAGAUGGGCUAAGCAUCUACACGGCUAUAGAGUGUGA
Messenger RNA from Spirodela intermedia, 1200 nucleotides. Lineage: Eukaryota; Viridiplantae; Streptophyta; Magnoliopsida; Alismatales; Araceae. The record is from the annotation of a GenBank genome assembly.